CCACGCUUCGGAUCCGCGAAGAUGGAGUGGACGACCAUAGAGAGUGACCCCGGGGUCUUCACGGAGCUCAUCCAGGAGAUGGGCGUGAAGGGCGUCCAGGUUGAAGAGCUCUACAGCCUCGACGAGGGCUCGCUGAGGGCGAUGGCGCCCGUGUACGGACUCAUUUUUCUGUUCAAGUACCGCAGCGGCGAGGCGCCCAGCGCACCUGUGGAGACCGAUGCGAGCUCCAGCGGGGUCUUCUUCGCCAGCCAGGUGAUCACGAACGCGUGCGCCACGCAGGCAAUCCUCUCGAUCCUGAUGAACUGCCCGGCGUCCGUCCAGCUCGGCGAGGAGCUGGGAAACAUGAAGGCGUUCACCGCGGAGUUCGACGCCGAUCUGAAGGGUCUCGCCAUCAGUAACAGCGAGACCAUCCGCAAGGCGCACAACUCCUUCGCCCGGCCCGAGCCCAUCAUGGAGGAGCAGAGGGACCAGGCCCCAUCCGACGAUGUCUUUCACUUCAUCGCGUACAUGCCCGUCAACGGACGACUCUACGAGCUCGACGGCCUGAAGCGCGGCCCCAUCGCCCACGGCGAGUGCACCGACGACGACUGGCUCGGGAAGGUGUGCCCGGUGAUCCAAUCGCGUAUCGAACAGUACGCGAGCUCCGAAAUCCGCUUCAACCUCAUGGCGCUCAUCAAGUCCCCCAAGCAGGCGCUCGAGGAGAGACUCGCGAAGAUCGAGGCGAGGAAGGAGAGGUGCGCGAAAGUCGCGGCGGGCGCGGCGGUGGACGCUGGCAUGGAUGUCGACGGCGGCGACGACCUCGACGGCCCCUUACCCUCGGGGCAGGACGCCGUCGCGGCGGAGCUGGCGCGGCUCGAGGGCGAAGCGGCGGUUGCCAGGGAGGGCAUCGAGCGGGAGGCGCAGAAGGCGCAGCGGUGGAGGGACGAGAACAUCCGACGCAAGCACAACUACAUCCCGUUCAUAUUCAACUUUCUGAAGGUGCUCGCGGAGAAGAAGAAGCUCGAGCCGCUCAUCGCCAAGGCCAGGGGCCAGUAAUAGAGUUGAACCGUGCCCCGAGUCAAAUAUUAUCAAAUUUCACUCC
Micromonas commoda is the source of this 1081-nucleotide messenger RNA. RefSeq lists its product with no specific name. Gene Ontology annotation, molecular function: cysteine-type deubiquitinase activity. The coding region runs from base 22 to 1035 and encodes 337 amino acids. Gene Ontology annotation, cellular component: cytoplasm. Lineage: Eukaryota; Viridiplantae; Chlorophyta; Mamiellophyceae; Mamiellales; Mamiellaceae. The record is from RefSeq and is a predicted model, not a curated record. Gene Ontology annotation, biological process: protein deubiquitination; ubiquitin-dependent protein catabolic process. The transcript is spliced from 2 exons.